UAAGUCUUACAAUACAAUACAAUAGUCCAUCAGUCGAUAGCAUUCCUUCUUCUCGUUGUUACUCAACAGCUAGAGUUAAACUUCCGUAAAGAUUUUAAACUGACGUUUAUCUUAAAAAACUAAAUUUAUUUACUGUCAACGCGAAGGUCGCGAAAAUAAUCAAAAGUCGUGUUUACUUGCUAAAUUUUUUUUUUUACUUCACACAAUUAUUGGCCGACGUUUAUAAAUCGUUUAUUCAAAAAUUUUCUGUGAUUUUUUAGCCUAAUAUUCGUAAUUAUAAUUAUAAAAAACUCGUGCAAAUCAGUGAUCGAUUAUCCUUCGACCGAAUUUUUUUAUCGAUGCACAUUAAUAAGAAAACGAAUGAAAUACGUCUUCAAAGUGAUUAAUAAAUUAAAAUCCAAGAUACGAUCCAGAUUAAUAAGCCGGCAAUCAUGAAGGAACACUUGAAGACACCGAGCUACGACAUGGAGUUGAGUGAACGCACGGCUUUGAGACAAAAAUUUGAAUCUAUUGAUGACAUUCUACCUCAUGUGGGAAGUUUUGGAAAAUAUCAGAUGUAUUUAUUGCUCGCGUUAUUUCCUUAUGGUCUCAUUUACUCAAAUUUGUAUUUUUCGACAUUUUUUUUGACACUUGUACCUCAAGAGUACUGGUGCUAUGUACCGGAACUGCAGGAUUUGAAUCUUACCGCCGAACAACGAGUGCAGGCGGCAAUACCCGCUUCGGAAACAUUUCCCUACUAUGACAAGUGCAAUCGCAAGGAUUUAAACUUUGAUGAACUGGUCAAAUAUAAUACAGACAUAAACUCGGCGGCAUGGCAAACAAAUAAAACAGUUAAAUGUGAGAAAUGGGAGUAUAAUUUGACUCAAGUUCCUUACUUGUCAAUAAGUAGCGAGCUAGAUUGGGUAUGCGAUCAAGAAUACCUCAUAUCGAGUACACAAGCCAUUUUUUUCUGCGGCUCGAUACUUGGAUCCUUUAUAUUUGGAUGGGUCGCUGAUCAUAAAGGUCGUGUACCAGCAUUGGUGAUCAGCUGUUUAGUAUCUGGGGUUGGUACUGUUGCUACUGCUUGGUCUAAUAAUUUUUGGACAUUUGCAUUGUGUCGUUUUAUUACUGGGUUAGCAUUUGAUAAUUGUAUUAAUAUACCUCUUAUUGUUGUUGUUGAAUACAUGGCAAUAAAUAGACGGACAAUAGUAUUUAAUAUCGCGUUCGGAAUUUAUUUUGCACUCGGGAGUACUGCGCUGCCAUGGGUCGCGUAUUAUGUCGCUGACUGGAGACACUUUGCGUAUAUCGUUUCUAUACCACUAAUUAUUGGAUUAUUCACCCCGUGGAUUUUACCAGAAAGUGCACGAUGGUAUGCAUCCACUGAGCAGUGGGACAAAGUAGUAGAGAAUUUAAAAAAUGUUGCCCGGGUGAAUGACAAGAAUCCAGAUCCCAGGAUUUAUGAGACCUUCGUUAGAAAUGCUGGUGAUAUUAAUAACCACGUUGAGUCUGCGACAUUAUUCGACCUAUUUAAAACACCACGACUGGCUAGGACUACAAUCCUCUUAAUUACUUUUUGGACGUUAACGAUUAUUUGCUUUGAUGGGCAUAUCUACUCGUUAAGGCUUUUACGUAGUUCAGUAUUUGUUUCAUUUACACUGUCGUCAGCAACAGAACUACCAGCUGGUUUGCUUGUUACACUUAUUCUAGAUCGAUGGGGACGUAGAUUUUGUGGAUUUCUUACUCUCGGUGCUAUUGGAGCUUGCAGCUUUUCUGAACUGUAUUUGCCGUCAACUGAAGCUAAACUGAGUUCAUCAGUGGUGGCACGAUUUUCUGCAAACAUGGCUGCAAAUAUUGGUCUUCAAUACGCUACAGAAUUACUUCCAACACCUGUAAGAGCUCAAGGCGUUGCAUUAGUGCAUCUGUUUGGUAUUCUCGCUCACGCUGUAGCUCCUUAUAUAACCGAUCUCGCAUCAAUUUGGACUGGUUUACCAAUGAUGGUCGUUGGUAUACUAGCAUUAACAACAUCAUUAUUAGUAUUAUUUCUGCCAGAAACAGCUGGGCGUGAACUACCUCAAACAUUACAACAGGGCGAGGAAUUCAGUAAAGGUGAUCAUUUUUGGUCAUUUCCCUGUUGCAAUAAAAUCGAUGUCGAGCGGCAUAGAAAUGACAAUAAUAAUUGUACUAUAGAACGAUAAUCAUUUAUUAUAAUAUAAUCAUUAUUACUAUUUAUCAACAUAUUUUUAUAGUGAAUCGAAUCUUCCAAAGAUUAUUGUUAUCAAUUAUACUACACAUUUUAUUCAUUAAUUACUCAAUAACCAUUAAAUUACUUCACUACUUGAAAAAAAUUUCAUAAACAGAGAAUUACUCUAUCGAUUUAUUAAUUACUUAACAAUAAUUACAGCGUUACGUUCAAUUAAAAUAUAACGAUAUACAAUAAAGUGUACUUUAAAUUCUUAGAGUACUGUACAGUGAUACGUUUUAAUAUUUUUAUUUUAUUUAUACACAGUUUUUAAAUCAAUUCGAGUUUUAUACAUCAAGUAAUUGCUCUUAGCGGCCUAUUUUAAUAAAAAACUAUCGACUGUUAAUUAAUAAUAAUAAUAAUAAUACUUAAAUUAAAAUAAUAUUGACACUCUUUUGGCACAAAUAAGUACGCGAAUAAUUUCAAGUGAAAAAAGUAUUUGAUUGUUAUUUUUUAAUCUAUUACUAAUUAAAUUAUAGUUCAUUAGUACACUAAUGAUUAAUUAAAGAACAUAAACAAUAAAAAAAGUAACCAAAAAGUAUCAGCUAAAUUAACGAAAUAAAUUUUCUGUGCCGAAAAAAAAUGUUUGCAUUAAUUAAAUAUUUUUUUUUACAAGUGUUUUUAAAUAAUAUUUUUAAUUACUAAUUAAUUACAAUUGUUAUAAUCUAGUGGAGUCUAUUUUUGUAAGACUUCCUGGAUUAUAACCGGCGUUGACAGCUCCCACCUUUCUUCGGUAUUUUUUCUUCUUUUCAUGAGAUCUGAAAUUAAUAAAAAAUAAAAUAAGUAAUUAUACAUAUUUAUAUAUUUUGUAUAGUAAGAAAAAAAUAUACAUAUAUGUACUUACGUUGAUAAACAAGGAACCCACCAGCAACUUUGUUCCUUACCAAAGUCAUUACCUUCUUGAAGCGUUUCCGGUAAUUCUUGAUCUAAUGUCUCUGGCAAGGUUAAUGUAAGAAACGCGUCUAUUAUUGCUAUCAAUCCCAGACAAAUUAAUGGCAGUUCCUUUUUAACAUCAGCC
Microplitis mediator is the source of this 3236-nucleotide messenger RNA. Its product is annotated as solute carrier family 22 member 3-like. Bases 432 to 2174 code for a protein of 580 amino acids. Gene Ontology annotation, molecular function: transmembrane transporter activity. The record is from RefSeq and is a predicted model, not a curated record. The transcript is spliced from 11 exons. Gene Ontology annotation, biological process: transmembrane transport. Lineage: Eukaryota; Metazoa; Arthropoda; Insecta; Hymenoptera; Braconidae.